CUUCUCUUGGUCUGGGUCCCAGUUUUCCCUGUACGACGAGCAGCGGAACGCAGACGGAAGAAGAGGCCUCCUGGCCUACUGCUUCUUCUGUUACAACCUCCGUGCAGACCCUCAUUAACCGCUUCAAUGAGGUGAGCUCAUGGGUAACCCACGCAAUAACCAGUGGCGCGACUAUCGAGGAGCGACAAGCCAUCCUCUCCUGCCUUUUACGAGUGGCCCAAACUUGUUGGAAUACUGGAAACUUUAAUUCAGCUAUGGAAAUCGUUGCUGGUCUCAAAUCUAACAAGUUGAAGCCAUUUUGGCAGAGCGUGAACGAGCCUCUUCCGGUUCUAGAAUAUCUAUCUUCCGCACUACUGUCUUCCGAGUAUGAACACGCUUUGGCACGAGCUCUGGCAAUGUCAGAAUGCCCAGUGGUACCAUUCUUUGGGGCCUUCCUGCGGGAACUGCGGGAAGUUUCCUCUUUCGUCUGCUCGAAGCUUUCGCCGGAGCGCAAGGAAAAAGAGACUUUGCGUGAUAGCAGUAAGGAGGGCGAGACCCUCGAAAACGUGCCUUUUCCCUCGCCUGGUGCGAGGGUCAGUAUAGAGAGUGAGGUGGAGACAACAACGGGUUGGAGCUCCACAAGUAGUAGCGGUUCCUUGAAAAAGCCAGGAAACUCGGAAAACGAGAAUCGCAAGAGGCCCGGAAACGUCAAGAAUACAAGUUCUGUUCUUGACAAAAUUGCCCUCUUUCAUCAGCAUCAUCAUGCACGUGGUAGAGACGCCAUCACGUGUUCCCUUCAUCGUACAUUAAGUAUACAUACAACUGCCCUGGAACAAACUUACAUGUCUGAGGAGUGUGAUGAGAAUGAUUAUCAUCUUGACCUUGAUUCAUAUAAGCCGGUUCAACCCCUUCAUAUUGACCAUGGGGUCACUCUUUUUCCAGUAGCUGCAAAACACGUGGGAACUGAUCUUCAUCUUUUACAGACGUUACACCAUGGAACGACCCUUGUGCACUGGGACUGUGAUAGCGGAGCAUCGCGAACAGCAUUGGUCUAUGCUCGUGUUGAUCGUGCGUGUGGCACUUUCGUUUGGGAAAAGCCAUCUUGGAGUUCGUUAAAAACAUCAACGACAUUGGGAACGGGAGCACAGGAUUUUUGUCUGACAAUCAAUGUUGAGGAAACAAUAACACCAGGAUUGGUGAAUAGAUAUUCGGCGCAGCAAACGGAUUGUGCAUUCGUUACACUUGAGGAGGGUUAUCUUGACCUGGCCUGUGUAAAGGAGGUCAUGAUUGGAUGCUGCGAUCGAGAUCGAGAUCAGGAAUUGAGAGGCAUUUGCAAAAGAUACGGCCUUCCUGGAUCUGAUUCUUGCAUUGGUUUGAUGUACGGGUCAAGUCUAUCGGAUAAUCGGCUUAUCUUUCUCCUCUGCCCGCCAGCGCUCAGCAAAACAUGGUACAUGGGUUUGUGUUGGAUUCUACGGGGCUUAAAGAGACAACAACAAUUAACAGAUCGAAGAUCACGUUGGCUUAAGGAGAAGUACCUUCAACUUUACUUUGAAGAGGGUUGCUCGGAACCAAUGACAGCUGAUGCAAUUCGCAUUUUUGGUGGUCGCGACUGGUCUGUGACUGAGAGUAUAGGAAGUUUAUCGCCAACCAGCAGUAGUACACUUAAAAGGCGUAAUGAAAAAAGAAAGAAGACAAAGUCUAUCGGAAACAUCCAUGCACUGUCGAAGGAUCUGAGCUUUAGGCAUUAUGAUUCCUCAGCUGAUGGAGGAUUAUCCAUGGCCCCAUUGCAUUAUAUAACAGGAAGCAGAGAAUCUUUAACUAAAGUUGUACCAGCUUCACCACGAACUGGCAGAGAUAGAAUUCCAUCACGAAGUCCCCCUGGAUCCGCCGAGCGUAUUGUCACCUCAAAUUUGCCUUAUUCCAGUUUACAGAGGGAUAAAGAUAAGAACGGUUCCAGUGGAUUAGGUGGUGGAAGUUCAGAAUCACCAUGGCAGGUGAAGGCAAAAGCCACAUCCAUCAUGUAUGAAACACAAUUGAACUUUGUCGAAUUCGUUGCUCUGUUUCGUUCAUUCAGUUUACGUGCAAGAAAAGAUCUUCGCGAUCUUUUUGGUCAAUUGGCAAUCACAUGUCGAAGUCAGAGCGACGGUUCAAUAAGGGACGUCAAUAACAUUCGUUCUUCCGUUCUACGUCAGACGAGUGACGCAACACCACAACGAAUCGGUCUAUUAACGAGGAACAACUCCAUUGACUGCCAUGAGUACAAAUCACACAGUAAUCUACACAAAAAACAGAUACUUGACGCUGUUGCAGCCGCUAGUAUUGUUAAUAAUUGUUCCGGAGUCGAUACAUCUAAAUCACAAGUGAUAACAUUAGCGACAUUCACGAAAUUUUUAGAAUCUAGACAACAAGAGAAACUCACUGAUGAGGAUAUUAAAAAUCUCAUCAAGAGGCAUGAACCAGAUCCGGUCCUCCGCACACAAUGGUGUUUGUCUUUUGAAGGUUUCGCACGGUACAUGAUGGACAAAGACAAUUACGCCUUUCCCAACGAGUAUGCGACGCCAUCAGAAACUGAAAUGCAACAACCACUUUCUCAGUAUUAUAUAGCGAGUUCGCACAACACUUAUUUAACAGGGCAUCAACUUAAGGGCGAAUCUUCCGUACAAUUAUAUUCACAGGUUCUUCAGACUGGAUGUCGGUGCGUGGAAUUGGACUGCUGGGAUGGAGACGACGGUUCUCCACUCAUUUAUCAUGGUCAUACCUUCACUACAAAAAUUCCUUUUCGCUCAGUAGUGGAAGCGAUAGAUAGGAGUGCCUUUGUUAGCUCACCCUACCCUGUAAUUCUCUCCAUUGAAAAUCACUGCUCUCAAAGCCAGCAAGCUCGGAUGGCUCAAGUAUUUCAACAAGUAUUCGGGGAAAAGCUAGUAAAUAAAUUUCUAUACGAAUCGGAUUUUGGAGAGGAUCCACAAUUACCAUCACCCUCGCAGCUUCGUUAUCGUAUUCUUAUAAAGAAUAAAAAAAUGGUCGUCGACCCUUCAGGAUCAUUAGUUCAUGCACCAUUAGGUCACAGAGGCAAAAUGCUCAUGUCUGAUCGUGCCUCAUCUAUGAAGCAAAUGAAAACCGACAUGAGCAGCACUUCAGUAACAGUCGAAUAUUAUAGUGAAGACGAAGAUGACGAGGAGGAGGAUGAAGAAGAUGAUAAUGUUGAUGAUAACUCCAUCUCCAGCUAUGAGAAGUACUUGGGAGGACAAUUGCCUCAUGGGAGAAUAAAAUCAGACCUAGCUGAGGACAAAUCCCAAAGGCAAAGUAGUCAAAUAGCAAAGGAACUCUCGGAUCUAGUGGUUUAUUUGCAGGCAAUAAAAUUUCGUGGCCUGAACACAACGGCUGGCUCUGGUUCAAUGGGUAAAAUUCGUCAUCCAGCUCAUACGGGACCCGUUCAAAGACACAGUAUCGCUGGAAUUGGAACCGCCGGCGUUGCACCAUCAUCUGGCUCACCACAAUCACUAUCAACCUCGGCCUCAAUAGCCAGCGGUGGAAGUAAUAUUGACAAUAUUUUCCGCAUAACAAGAGGCAUUCCAGCAUGCUUUCAAACCUCAUCAUUAAAUGAGAGUGCUGCAAAGAAAAUUUGUCGUAAACAACCAUUGGGUGUUGUUGCACACGCCGAAACACAACUUAUUCGCACCUAUCCAGCCGGUAUGCGAAUUGAUUCAUCAAAUUUCAAUCCAGUUAUAUUUUGGGCAUUUGGAAUUCAAAUGGUUGCAUUAAAUUAUCAAACCGAUGAUGCCGCAUUACAUUUGAAUGCUGCAAUGUAUGAGCAAAAUGGACAAUGUGGUUAUGUGAGGAAACCAUCGGUGAUGUGGGAUAAAGAACAUAUGAUGUACAGACGUUUCAAUCCCUGGGACAAGGAAUUCGAUGGACUGCACUCGGUACAUUUGACCCUCUCGAUUAUAUCCGGUCAAUACGUUUCUCCAGCGAAUCUUGUAACUAGUACCUAUGUAGAAAUCGAAUUAGUUGGCAUUCAAAUAGACUGCGCAAAACACAAGACCAAAGUUAUUCAAACAAAUGCGCUUAAUCCAAUUUGGAACGAGAAAUUUUGUUUUCAAGUAAUGUUCCGUGAUCUCGCAUUCUUAAGAUUUGGAAUUGUCGAAGCGAGUUCACAUCAUUUAAUUGCCCAACGUGUUUUGCCACUCAAGUGUCUUCGACCCGGUUAUAGACACGUGAGACUUCGUUCAAUGAAAAAUAAACCCCUAGCUCUAUCGACACUUUUUAUUUACUCCCGAAUGGAAGAGGAGAGUUUGGAUUACAAUACAUGUUGUCGGGAUCAUAAGGAAUCGUCAAAGCGUCCUUUAUCGGGUAAGGAACCAGAAAAAUUGAAUACAAUUGAUCCGGGGCUUAGUGGUGUUACACUGAAACGAAGAAUGUUUUUCCUGAUGGUGUAUCACGUUGUUCCUGAAGAACCUUACACUAUUCUUAAGGUCACCCAGGAGAGUUCAACGCAGGAGGUUAUGUUGCAAGCUUUGCAGAAGGCGGGAAUAUCGGCUGAGCAUGUAGAUGAGUAUAUUCUCGUUGAGGAGGUGUCUAGAGGUUGGGAGAAGAGGGAAAGGGAGGAGUUACCAACACAGAGGGUUUUGGAUCCUAAUGAACAUCCGUUGCAAGCUCAGGCUUUGUGGAAGGGUCAGGGUCGUUUUCUUUUGAAGAGAGUUGGGAAUGAUCCAAGCAGUAGGGCGUGGCUGGCUUCAAUUAGGAGUACGGCAGGUCAUUUGAAACUGACCGACGAUAUGACGAGGGAUAAAUCAUCGACGCAUAUUUGGGAUGAGGAAGACACAUUUUUGGUUUGUGUUUACAACGUAUCGCCUGAGAUUCCCUAUGCUAUUUUACGGGUACCAGUGAGCAGUUCGGCGCAAGAUGUUUUGGCGCAGGCUUUGGUGAAGGCUAGAAGAAUGGAGGAUCCAACGAGAUUUGCGCUGGUGGAGGAACUCGAGUGGGGCGGUGCUGGAGCAGUGGGAAGCGGUAAUCGACAAUUACGAUUGUUGAGGGACGACGAGAACGUGUACACCACGCAGGCCUUUUGGAAGACAUUGGGAAGAUUUGUUCUACGCGAAAGAGAGCAGGCCAUUCCGAGGAGACAUCUUUUGCCAGCAACCCUGGACAGACUGAGCAAGGGCUUCUCCGUUGGGAGAUCGGUCUCAUUACCUGGCUCCAGUAAGGAGAAAGUCCCUGUCGCCGAAGCAUUGUCCGAUCCGACCUCUCGAGGUUUAAGACAUCGACUAUUGUUGUCAGGUCGAAGGAGAGAGGUGCAUUCUGAUGGAGAGGAUGCGAGAGAGUCCGACCUUUUGAACGCAGCCCUCAACUUGAAGAAGGUCUCGCUGAGGAAGUUUCGUAUGUGGAAGUCAUAGUGGCAGUCGCGGGCGACGUCACUCUCUUCGGUCUUCGCCCCUCGGAAAAGCAAUUAGGUAUUAGGGCGCAUUACUUACCCCAUUAGUUGGUAUUAGGACUGCAAGGCAGAAUAAAAAAAAUUAGAUAAACCAAUUAGUUGUAAAAGGAAUUAAUUACAUUAGUAUUUAUCGUUAAAACAUUUUAAAACGAUAUCAGCAUGUCGAGGUUCAGUUUGAAGUCUGGAAAUAAUAAUUUAUUCGGUCGCACUCGGAAUAUAACCUGUGCAGUAUUUAUUUUAAGUUUCUAAUUGGACUUUUGACCAGGCUGAUGAAUAGUCGAAUUAGAUAUUUAGAUAUCACUAGGAAUUAUGUACUUUUUUCGGAAAUUACAAUAUCCGGAAUUUUUUUUUUCCUGAAUAGGUUUCAUUUCAUCCUUUUAUAACCAUAGGCACAAAAUAUUUUCUUCUAUGAAAAGAAAAACAUUUCAUUCCUCUCCGGCUGGUGAGAAAUAUGUCUCAGCGCCGUUAGGUAUCGUUGACUUGUACUACUUGAAAUUACCGACGCGCAAACUGAGAAAGUAGUUCGAAUCAACACCACCGAGAGGCACUCGAUGGAGUAUAAAAACCGCAAGUUCAGAGUCAUACGAGUCAGUGAGCAUCUGCUCCUCACCCUGAUAAUAACCUCAAUUUUCAAGAUUUAAUUUUUCAUUUCUCAAUUAAAAUUCUACAAUAUUUGGAAUAUACAGAAAAUAUUAUGUGCUUUAAUACCUACAUCAUCCAAUCAUUUUUAUCUAAUAAAAAAAAACAUUUGUAAAUAAUUUCAUCACAAAAAUGUUAAUAUUAAAAUUUGUCUCACAUUA
Messenger RNA from Leptopilina heterotoma, 6210 nucleotides. RefSeq names its product 1-phosphatidylinositol 4,5-bisphosphate phosphodiesterase epsilon-1-like. The coding region runs from base 255 to 5372 and encodes 1705 amino acids. Gene Ontology annotation, molecular function: guanyl-nucleotide exchange factor activity; phosphatidylinositol-4,5-bisphosphate phospholipase C activity. Gene Ontology annotation, biological process: small GTPase-mediated signal transduction; lipid metabolic process; phosphatidylinositol-mediated signaling. The record is from RefSeq and is a predicted model, not a curated record. Lineage: Eukaryota; Metazoa; Arthropoda; Insecta; Hymenoptera; Figitidae. The transcript is spliced from 14 exons.